CAGGGGACUCCUACAGGACCACCGGAUUCAGCUUCCGAGUUGGACGGUCCACGGUGGCAGGCAUUGUCCCCUCUGUGGCACAAGCCAUUUGGGACUGUCUGGUUGGUGAAUACAUGCCUGUCCCCAAGGAGGAAGACUGGAGGGCCAUCGCUGCCGAGUUCCUGGAGAGGUGGAAUUUCCCCAACUGUCUUGGCUCCAUUGACGGGAAACAUGUAGUAAUUCAGGCUCCACCGUGCUCAGGUUCGCAAUUCUACAACUACAAGGGUACAUAUUCAAUUGUACUCUUGGCUGUAGUAGAUGCCAUCUACUGUUUCCGUGUUGUCGAUGUUGGUGCUUACGGCAAGGGAAGUGAUGGCGGGACCCUCCGGGACUCUGCCUUCGGCCAGGCACUUCAGCAUGGCACCCUGGAGAUUCCACCACCUGCACCACUCCCUGGAGCUGAAGACCUGGGACCUGUUCCCCACGUCUUCGUCGGCGAUGAGGCCUUCCCUUUAAGACCCAACCUCAUGAGGCCCUACGCUGGACGCCAGCUGCCAUUGCCAAAGUCUUUAACAAACGACUGUCCAGGGCAAGGUUAGUUGUUGAAUGCGCCUUUGGGAUUCUGGCAGCCCGGUGGAGAAUGUAUCGGAGAGUGAUUGGUCUCAGCCCCUCAAAUGUCGAUGCCUGCGUGAAGGCUACAUGUGUUCUCCACAACUACCUGCGGAGGUCAUUCCAGGAGCCGCUCCGGAUGCAGGUGCCAACAAUGCCCCCAGACAGGCACUCCAGGUGAGAGAGAAGCUGACCACCUACUUCUCAUCGCCAGCAGGUGAAGUCCCAUGGCAGUAUGCCAUGGAGUGAAACAGCUCUUUGAAGAGCCCAAUAACACAAAGGUUAUUUUAAGAACCAUCCACCAUUGUCCAUAAAAUUGAAUUUUUCCCCCAGAUUCCUUUAUGUAUCAUUGUCUCUCUUCAUUUGGAAGCUAUAUUUAAGUGACAUUUGGGAGUAAAGACCACACCUUAAAACCCCUUCCCUCUCUCAUUAACGUCAGUAUUAUACACA
This is a messenger RNA of Salmo salar (Atlantic salmon), 1038 nucleotides long. Lineage: Eukaryota; Metazoa; Chordata; Actinopteri; Salmoniformes; Salmonidae. The record is from RefSeq and is a predicted model, not a curated record.